UCAACGUGCAGGAUCGCACUUGUCUCCUUAUGUGUGAACAGACGGCAGGAUGGAAGGGAUUGCAGUGUAUAAGAUGACGGGACGGGCGGAGAGUAUUGUUGUGCAUAGAAUUUUCACUACCACACAGAAAUGGCCGUCUCUCCUCCUUCAGCCGCUUCGUCCCGAACUCCAUCUCUUCCCUUUACCAAUACACUUGCAAACCUACGUCACUUGGUCAAAUGCUGCCAAGAAAGCACGCAAUUGCCACCCACUCAUGACACGAGUGAUCAGUCAAAGCGCCAACCAGUCCACGCAAUCGAGCAGUCAGACAUAUCACUUAACUUGCUCAAAAGCUCGCUCGCCCGAACCCCUUCCAGCUCCUCUGUACUCAGCGUGUGCGAAGAUGGAUAUAUCAAUCAGAAUCUCGCUACCACUCAGCACACACUCAUUGGUUGCCAAUCCCAGACAUCUCAAGAGCCGUCUCAAGAGCCACUUGUUAGCUACGCGAAAACCAACAUACACAGCAGUCGCGAAGAUACCUUCAAUCAUUUAGGCACUAUAAAUCAGCCAUGCAUUCGAUCAGCAUCACUUCAAAAACAUUCUCCCCCGGCAGAAUACAUGGAGAACUAUACAGUGCCACUGACGAAGCUGACUGACGAGAAAGAUAUCGGCGUUGUGACAACAGUCACCAUGUCUUCACUAACGUCAUCAUCGGUUCUAUCGAAGCCAAAGAUCAAAUUUCGACAUCGAGUGCGAGACGUCUGCCUGCAUUGGUUUACAGCAUACCGGAUACUCAUCGGGCUCACUUUCGCUGUAAAUAUCGCAGUGCUCGCUGUCAUGAUUAGAGGGAACCGGCACGAUCAUCCCGCCAUCUCUGGUUCCCUGAUUGCUGCCGCCGCCAAUAUCUUUGCCGCCGUCUUCAUCCGCCAGGAGGAUCUCAUCAACGUCAGCUUCUCGUUUGUCGCCAAAACUCCAGUAAGCCUACCAUUAUGGCUCCGGAAGAUAAUCGCAGACUUCCACCACUACGGCGGACUGCACAUUGGCUGCUCCAUUUCAGCGCUUCUAUGGUACUGCUGCUUUGUCUUCCUGGACACCUCCCACUUCCUCGAACACACCAGGCAGCGCAUGGCUACUGGUUGGAUGUGGGCCGACAUCAUCACCUGCUACGCCUUCCUCUUAGCCAUCUUGUGCAUCUGCGUACUAGCACAUCCACACCUGCGCGUAAGGUUCCACGACGCAUUCGAGCAAACGCAUCGCUUUGGUGGAUGGACAGCACUAUUGGUACUGUGGCUCAACGCAGGUGUGUCGAGCUGCAACCCCAAUCGCCCACCGCUGUACGCAAACGCCGCCCUCUGGCUCCUAGCCGGCACGACUUUCCUCAUAGCUCUCCCAUGGACGCGUAUACGCCGGGUGGCAAUAACGACCGAGCCCGUUUCUAGCCGCGAAGUCAAGGUUACCUUCCCGUACAAAAAUAUGCCCUACACGUCUACAACACGUUUCUCGCUAAGCCCCGUCCUCGAAUGGCACGCCUUCGCCACCAUCCCAUGCUCGCCUUCUUCUGACAACCCUUUCGCAUACAUUGUCAUCUCCCAAGCUGGCGAUUGGACAAAGGCAAUGAUCAAGUCUCCACCCACCCACAUCUGGGUUCGCAAACCCGCCGCAAAGAACUUCCUUUCUUUCGCUCCACUGUUCAACUCCCUGCUUCUCGUGGCUACGGGCGCAGGGAUCGGGCCCUUAAUCUCGCUCUUAUGCUCACCGGCCAUUGCGCGCAUGCGCGAACAGGGCAGACAGAUUAGGGUUAUGUGGUGCGUGUACGAUCCUGAUGCGGCACAUUGGCAGUUCGUCCAGGAUAUCAUCCGUAACGUGGAUCCCGAGCCUAAGAUCUUCGACUCACGCGAGGGAAGACCAGACUUGGCGUUCGAAGCAGAUUUCAUGAAAGAGCAGUAUGGAAUAGAGGCUGUGAUGAUUGUAAGCAACCCUAUGGUUACGAGGGAGAUUGUUGAGAAAGUCAAGGCGAAAGACGGUGCUGCAUAUGGCGCUGUGUUCGACUCUUAGACGCUACUGUUGGUUUAUCCUGGUGUGAGCAUGGAUGUGCUCUGCUAUCUGGAUUGAUGUUUCUGUUGCUGUUUUUCGGUUAUGUUCACUUCGACUUCGACUUCAGUUUCGGCCUAAGAGCAGGCUCUUCCGUCGCAGUAGAACUGCGAUUACAUUCUGUAUUCGUUUUGACACUUCCCAGGAUCGGGUUUGGAUAAUCACCACACAUGCACAUU
This is a messenger RNA of Alternaria rosae, 2249 nucleotides long. Its product is annotated as nonribosomal peptide synthetase 12. Bases 130 to 2034 code for a protein of 634 amino acids. The transcript has a single exon. NCBI's taxonomy places the organism in Eukaryota, Fungi, Ascomycota, Dothideomycetes, Pleosporales, Pleosporaceae. The record is from RefSeq and is a predicted model, not a curated record.